Molecule: messenger RNA, 4995 nt
Organism: Hirundo rustica (Barn swallow)
Lineage: Eukaryota; Metazoa; Chordata; Aves; Passeriformes; Hirundinidae
Gene: PFKFB3
Product: 6-phosphofructo-2-kinase/fructose-2,6-biphosphatase 3
Exons: 16
Coding region: 529-2073 (514 amino acids)
Biological process (GO): fructose 2,6-bisphosphate metabolic process; fructose metabolic process
Cellular component (GO): cytosol
Molecular function (GO): ATP binding; fructose-2,6-bisphosphate 2-phosphatase activity; 6-phosphofructo-2-kinase activity
Source: RefSeq, a predicted model, not a curated record
ACAUCGUGAGCGGAGCCGGACGUAGCACGAGCCCGGAUUGCAGCACCGCUCCUUUCCCGGCUGCCUCGCGUGGAGAUUCUCCUGCUUUUCUUUUGUUUUUAUUUUUUUUUCGAUUUAAAAGGGAAGAUAUUUUUAAUUUUUUUUUAAUAGCUAUAUUUUAUUUUUUUUUUCGCCCCGCUUUCCAUCGCGGUUCGCGGCGGGGCUCGCCUUCGCUCCCUUCCAGCGCGCAGCGGCUGCGCUGGGGCCGCUCCUGCCCGGCUUUGUGCCCUGCAGACCCGGCCCUCCUCUUCCUCCUCCUCCCCCUCCUGCCGUAAAACCUUAACGAGGCUCGGAGCAGCAUCCGAAAGCGCCGCAGCCGCUCGCCCGAACCACUGACUGCAACAAAAACCCUUUUAUUUUUUCUUUUUUAAACCAUAUAUUUCCCCCACCACCUUCCCCCUUCCCCCUCCCCCCCUUUUUUUUUCUCCUCCUCCCUCCCGCGAACGCAUCAAGGUGGACGCGGAGCGUAGAAAGACCUUUGUUUUAAAAAUGCCCAUGGAGCUGACGCAAAGCCGCAUCCAGAAGAUUUGGCUUCCCAAUGACAACCGCCCGGCGCUGCCCCGCCGAUCCUGUGGGCCUCAGCUUGCCAAUUCCCCCACGGUGAUAGUCAUGGUUGGCCUCCCAGCCCGUGGCAAGACCUACAUCUCCAAGAAGCUGACGCGCUACCUCAACUGGAUUGGUGUUCCCACAAAAGUUUUCAACGUUGGGGAGUAUCGCCGUGAGGCCGUGAAGCAUUACAGCUCCUAUGACUUCUUCCGUCCUGACAACGAGGAGGCCAUGAAAGUCAGGAGGCAAUGUGCCAUGGCCGCCCUGAGGGAUGUGAAGCUGUACCUGACGGAGGAGGCCGGGCAGAUUGCGGUUUUUGAUGCCACCAAUACCACGCGGGAGAGGAGAGGGAUGAUCCUGAACUUUGCCAAAGAGAACGGAUUCAAGGUGUUCUUCAUCGAAUCUGUCUGCAACGAUCCCAAUGUAGUGGCCACCAACGUAAUGGAAGUCAAAUUGUCCAGCCCAGAUUACCGGGACUGUAAUUCCACCGAUGCCAUGGAGGAUUUCAUGAAGAGGAUCAAUUGUUACCAAGCCAGCUACCAGCCCCUUGACCCUGAUGACUAUGACAGGGAGCUUUCUCUCAUCAAAGUCAUCGACGUUGGCCGGCGGUUCCUGGUCAACAGGGUUCAGGAUCACAUCCAGAGCAGGAUUGUUUACUACCUGAUGAACAUCCACGUCCAGCCCCGCACCAUUUACCUCUGUCGGCACGGGGAGAGCGAGUUCAACCUCAAGGGGAGGAUUGGAGGGGACUCUGGCCUCUCCAACAGGGGCAAGAAGUUUGCAGUGGCACUGAACAAAUUUGUGGAAGAGCAGAACCUGAAGGACCUCAAAAUUUGGACCAGCCAGCUAAAGAGGACAAUCCAAACAGCAGAAGCUCUGCAGCUGCCCUAUGAGCAGUGGAAGGCACUCAAUGAAAUCGAUGCUGGUGUGUGUGAAGAAAUGACCUAUGAAGAAAUCAGGGAGCAACAUCCAGAGGAAUUUGCCCUGCGUGAUCAGGAUAAAUAUUACUAUCGUUAUCCUUCUGGGGAGUCCUACCAAGACCUGGUGCAGCGCCUGGAGCCAGUCAUCAUGGAGCUGGAGAGGCAAGAGAACGUCCUUGUCAUCUGCCACCAGGCUGUCAUGCGCUGUCUCCUGGCGUACUUCCUGGACAAGAGCGCAGAUGAAAUGCCCUACCUGAAAUGUCCCCUGCACACGGUGUUGAAGCUGACCCCAGUAGCCUAUGGCUGCCGAGUGGAAUCCAUCUCACUGAACAUUGAAGCAGUCAACACACACAGAGAUCGGCCAGAGGAAGCAAAGAAGGGACCUAACCCGCUCAUGAGACGUAAUAGCGUUACCCCUCUAGCAAGCCCAGAGCCCACCAAAAAACCUCGCAUCAACAGCUUUGAGGAGCAUGUGGCUGUUUCUUCUGCCCUGCCAGGCUGUGUUCCUCAGGAAGUGCCCACGCAGAUGCCGGGACAACCUUUACUAGGGAAGGCAUGCCUAACAUGAACAACUCCCAGAAGCCGUCGUGACUCCGUGGGCGCCGUGGUGAGGCCGCCGGCGCUGCUGCCGGCGCUGCCAGCUUCUCAUCCCAUCACCAUUCCCGAAGCUUGCUUCCAAACCGGCCCCCUCAGGCUGCGGCGAGGCCGACCCUCGGCUGGCUCCGCUCACACGCUGCUGCUGCCCGUUCAUCCGCAAAAUCCCGCGCUGCUGACGGGGAAGGGAUGCAGGAGAGCGGAGGAAGAGCCCGGCUCCCUCCUGGGGUCACCACCAGCUCUUCAGACUGCAGCAUUUGCUCUCCUCUCCAGCGUCCUGUUAGGUCGUAGCAAGCUGUAAAGUGCUUCUGUAGCGCACAGGAGUUUUAAUUUUCUCUUUCAGUGGUUUUGAUCUUCUGUAUAGAUGAUUGGUACCCAUCGAUCUCUGGGUGGGGUGUGUAUAUAUGUGGAUGGUGCGGGGUUAGCGGAGAAAUGGGGGGAAGGGAGGGUGGGUAAAGGGGUUUUGCAUUUUUUUUAUUAUUAUUAUUAAUGUUGUUAAUUACUUUUGAAUAAGCCCCUAACAUGCUGUGCUGCAGUCCCUCACACACACUACAACUGGUCGCACGUGCUAGCCUGGCUCAUGCAGAGCUGUGAGCACCAGUAAAAGCAGCUGUGUGAACUCCUUCACUGCAGGAACUGCUGGAUUCAAUAAAAAAACAACAACCCAUUCUUUCACUAUUUUUUUUUUUUUUUAAAUCAACAUACCUUAAAGGGGUUUGCAGAGAAUGUAGAUCUGCUACUAAAACUGGUUGAAAGCUGCCUGCAGUGCAUGAGGAACCAUGCCAGCAUGGGCUCGGGUGAUGCUUUCAUCUUGGGGAGCACCCAGGUAUGGUCUGAGUUCAGGCAUUGGGCUGAAUUUUGGGAAGGCUGAGCACUGUUUGAGGUGCUGUGCUGGUACUUCAUCUCCCCUUUCUUCUUUUUUAGAUGGAAGUGGAGGUAUUGGGAAAGGUUUGAAUCCCUAGGCUGAGAUGCAUUUUGUAGACACACAGGUCUCAUGAAGGUGGCCAGAGGUCUGGCUGGGUUGCAGGAGUCCCUGUCUGACUGCAAAAAGCCACAAGAAGGGACAGUUUUGUCUGUAUUUUUUUAAUUUUAUGUAUACAUGCACACGUGUGUGUGUAUAUGUGUAUACUUAGAAACUGCUUGGAUUUUGCACUUUAAUCGUGGCAGAAGCAUAACUACUUUAUUUUUUUCCAAGUUGUACCCCUUAACAGGGGAAGCCUGAAUACAGGCGACUUUCUCUGUUUUUAAUUGUAUUUUGCAUGCUGGAAAGCUGGGACUACAAAAUAAGAGUAGUUACAGUGUUUGAGGUGUGGGGGGGAACAUGGUGAGGUCUUGAUUGACUCCAUCAGCCAACUCCCAGUGGUUUGAUCUGUAAGAUCCCUUGUUGGCUGGCAGACAGCAGUUAAAGAUGGCAGUUAACCACUAUUGCUUUGUGCAAAAGUCUGUGGAUUUUAGAUUUUUUUUUUUUAAGAGUUUUGGAUUAUUUUUUUUUUUUCCCCCACAGUGUGCAGCAUCUUCUCCGUGCCCAUCUCAUGGGUUUGUUUGGUUUUUUUUGCUGGAGGCAAGAGGUGAAAGCAGCCACCCCUCCUGCAGCACUAGGCUGGGGAACUGGGGGUGGGACAGCCCUUUGGAUUCAUCCUUCCUGUGGCUUUCCCCAGUGUCCCAUCUAGGGAACACCAUCCCCAGAGAUGGGAUCGGGAAGGUUUGGUGGAGAAAUGAUUUUGGUGAGCACGUGUGUAUGUUUUGGGGGUGGGUUUGGUCUGUUUUUCCUUUGGGAAAAGGUGAACCACAGUGCCUCACGCUUCGGCCUCGCGCAGGAGCGGCACCGACGGCGGGAGGGCGCCGGGGCCACGCUCAGCCCGUGUCCCACAGGGGUGACAGCCCUGGCAGUGCCCUGCCUGUGUGAGCUUGUGCAUAUGUGUAUCAUAUUCCUGUACAGAUAAAGAACACUCUACCCCCUCGCUUUAUUUCUGUUUUAAUAGCUUCAUUAAAAGCGGACUUCUCCCUUUGUGCCCUGGCUGGCAUCGGCGCUUUUGGUUUCUCUGCCUUUCAGAUAAAUGAAUGUUUUGGGGAGGCCACUCACUUGGCUCUUUUCAGCUUCCUCCUUCUUGGGGAGUUUUAUCUCUCUCCUCCUCCUCCUGCUGCAAAAAGAUAAGCCAGCGAAUACAAACGUGACGUCUGGCUGCCCCGAGAUCAAUCAUGUGCACGUGUAAUUGCACAGAUGUUUUGGUGUGUAUUUGUGUGUGGGUGUAUAUAAACAUAUAUAUAUAUAAAAUGAAAAAAAAAACAAAAUGGCCCUAAACUUUUAUCUUUUAGUAAUAAUAGAUGUCUCAGUAGGUCUACAAAGACCUGAAAUUUGAACAUGGUGGUUUUUUCCAGCACUGGGAAAACUGUUCUCUUGAGUUCCUCUUGUGCUGCAGGGGUUGGUGGGAUGGUGUCAACCCUGUGCCAUCACAUCUGCCCCAAAAAACGUGUUGUCCAUCUUUUUGGUUAAUGGAGCCAAAGACUGGGCAGUUGAUGCCGCAGCCAAGGCGGAUGGGGAGAGAGGAUAUGUCAAACCACACCAAUGAUUUCUUACCCCACCUUUAUUUUUCUCUCUGGUUUGUUUUCCUUUGUGAUACUUGAAUUUAUUUUUUUAAAUUUUUUUUUUUUUAAUAGCAAAGCGCUUGUUAUUUAUUUAAUGUAUACUGCAAAGCUUGGAGAGAAGGGUAUAGUUACCUGGGAUUACUUUUUUUUAUUUUUUUUUUUUUUAAUUUGUGGUAUGUUAACUGUUCUGUAUAUAUGUCUGGAAUAACUGCCUGAUAUAAAGCUGUGCCAGCUUAAAAACAGGGUAUGCCUUUCAGAAAUUUGUAUAUUUUGCAGUUGCUGGACCAAUAAAACAUCUUGUUGAAAUACA